Molecule: messenger RNA, 456 nt
Organism: Penicillium verrucosum
Lineage: Eukaryota; Fungi; Ascomycota; Eurotiomycetes; Eurotiales; Aspergillaceae
Exons: 2
Coding region: 1-456 (151 amino acids)
Source: RefSeq, a predicted model, not a curated record
AUGCUCGGUGGUCAGGAAAUCGAUCCUCGACUUGGUGUCGGAGUCAAAUUCGUCGGCCCACGGCUCGGCAAAGUGAAUGUAGCUAUUCAACUGAUUUGCCAAGCGUACUGCACUUUGGAGUUUUCGGUCUAUCCGUUUAAGAUGGAUGAGUGGCUUUUGGAACCCGGCCUCUCGGAGGACUGGCCCCGAGGGGUGUCCCAGUUGAGUUUUGAGUUGGAAAAAGUUUUGUUCAGGGAACCCUCUGAGGGGCGUAUGCUUUAUGCCCGAUUCAACAUUAACGGUACUUUGAUUGUACGAGCGUCAGAUAUCUUUGAUUUCAAGAAGAAGAACCAAGAGGGAUUUGACCUCUUCAUACGCUACUACAACUGCGAACCCGAAGAUACGGCCCGUCCUGUCGAAAAUUCUCCAUCUCCCACGAUCAUCAUCGGCCGUACCUCGCAAGUCCAGAAUUGUUAA